Messenger RNA from Exophiala aquamarina CBS 119918, 1875 nucleotides. RefSeq lists its product as uncharacterized. The record is from RefSeq and is a predicted model, not a curated record. NCBI's taxonomy places the organism in Eukaryota, Fungi, Ascomycota, Eurotiomycetes, Chaetothyriales, Herpotrichiellaceae. Bases 1 to 1875 code for a protein of 624 amino acids. The transcript has a single exon.
AUGUCCGCUUCUCAAGGGCAGAGACAAGCUCGCCAGGAGUCUGUUGGGCAACCACAAGGCAUAGAGCCUUCGAGAAAGCCGCAGCGUCGAUUCCAAUUCAUCGACAACAGCGAUGUCUCCUCUACGGGGAAUAACUCCACUCAGGUUCGACGCCAUGUCAUGCAGGAGUACAUGAGGGAGAAACGAUGGGAGUCUCGUGCCAAACAAGGGGACUCUUCUGACAGUGAUCUCGCUACUACUCGGAGAAAGACUGAGAAGCCAAGACCUCAUGCACGAAAGCCAAAGCCUAAGAAUUUGCCCAUUAUUGAGUCGGCGAGGUCUCAGCCUACCCAUCCUACCCAUCCUACCUUUGUGUCUGCUCAUACACCCGCGACAGUGGGACCUGGUCAUCCAAAGCCCUCUUAUGCAUCACAAGCAUUGGCUCUCAGCGUCCCCUAUCCCUCUCAACCACCACGCCUACAGAAGUUGUCGCGGAGACCCUUUCGUAUCAGCUCAGACAGUUUUGCGAAACUAGCUACCUUGACUCCCGAUUCGCCUUUUUCUCCUCCCUCGACUGUGCGGUCAGGAGACUCAUCGUCCUCUUCUCUGACAUGGAACCACACGAGAGCAUUGAAGUUAUCACAGAGCCCAGAACCACAAACGAUACUGAGCGCAGCUCGAACUGACCCGUUCGACUCACUACCAAUGCAUCUGAGCGUACAAGACCAGGAACUGUUUGAUUUCUACGCGAAUGUUAUGCCAGCCUGUUCGUACGGAUUUGAGCGCAGGAGCCCCCGUGCCCACAACUGGUACCUUUCCGUUUUUAUACCAGAGGCAAUGAAGGGCGCCGUAUGUUUUCAAAAUACAAUCCUGGUUCACGCGGCAAAUACUCAAGCAUGGGUCAAGGGACUGGCGGAGACGCCCUUAGCAAUUGAACACAGGGCAAAGGCAUCACAAUUGCUACUCCACCACUACCAACAAUAUCCGCAUGACACAUCCGACGCCACAAUAUCAGCCACCUUGUCUGCGGCUGCAUUAGAAGAUUUUGAUCCCCGCAUAGAACGUCGCAAGUAUGCAUGGAUGCAUUGGCAAGCAGUCGUCCAGAAGAUUCGUGACCGAGGAGGUCCGGCAGCGUUGGUCCAGCAUAAUCGGUUGCAGAUGUUGAUCAACUGGUCCGACUACAUCUUCUCAGGAUAUAAUGCGCAAGGAGCUACAUUCUACUUCGAUCACCAGUCGUCGCCUAUCCACUCCAACCCUCAAGAGGCAGAAGCCAUCGCCAGGCGCGAAAUUGCACAACAAUGUUCAGAGUUCAUUACCUUUUUAAAAUGUGCCGAACAUCUCGCUCUCGUCCAAGCAGGUAUGCAGCAGAACCCGGUGGCUCGGGCUCAGCAGCCAAUGCGCUACUCCGUGUUCCGCCAUAGAGAGCCUCUCUACAAUCUUGUUGCAAGCCCAAACGGCCCAAGAUAUACCGAGACGGGCCAAUUUAAACAGAUCAUCUCCAGGCUGGGAGCGUUGAUCACGAUCAACACUGCAAUCUGGGAAUACCGUCACUCGACAGACCUGAGUGAAGAGUUCUUUGUGGAGCUACUUCAGAACAUCAUCCACAACGACCUCCACCAACACAUCUCCGUCGAAGCUUUGAUACAGAUAUUGCUAAGUGGUAGUCAGAAUCCAAAUUUGCUACACACGGAACGGCCGUGGUUCGUCGGCCGAUUUCUAAAAGUGGCGAAGCGACUUUCGCGUCCUACUUUCGAACGAUUAAACGAUGUGCUUCUCCAAUUUCUGACUCUGGGGCCCAGACUACAACCUGCCAUCGGAGCUUGGGAGGACGAGCUGCGUGCAGAAAUAUUGAAUGCGCCCCUAGUGAGCUAUCAAUCUCGAUUUAUGAUGGGAUGA